AGAGGCUCCCUAGCGUCGGCUGUCGAUCGCUGUCGUCUGACGUGCUCCCACUGUCGCGAUUGUGACCCGUCCCCGGAGAAGUGCGAUAGGCCUUCAUUGGUUGCCUUGACAUAUUGCAGGCCUCGCGGCAUCGAAGUACUCCGCAUGGGUACUCGACGAACUUCCAUUCCCAAUUGUUGCUUGAAGAGGCAGACAAUCAUCUGUCGUGCAUCAUAUCACAUUUCAUUUGACACAGGUACAAGGCCAAACGCGGACUGCCUUAAUCUAGCUUUCAGUCAUGGCACCCACUGCCAUCCAUGAAACGCUGGGUGUGACGGCCUCGAAAAAGCGUCCAGAUGCGGACUCGGCGACUCGAGAGACAGGCGAAAGCAUCCGUCUCUCUGCGCGCUCAGCAGCCUACACCAAACAGACUUCCGGUGCAGCACCUACCUACAUUCAGGCAAAUCUGAUCAUCCUUCCGUCCAAAUAUGCUUCAGACUUCCGUAUUCUUUGUCAAAGAAACCCCGUGCCAUGUCCGCUACUUGCGGAGUCUGCGGCCGUUGGAAGCUGGGAUGCUCUGCGAUCUUGGAUCCCUGGUGUGGAAGGCACGGAUAUCGCAGCAAACGUCGACCUCCGUCAUGAUUGUCCAAAAUACAUGGUCUAUCAGGAUGGCGUUCUGAAGACCUCUCACUGUCUGAACAUCGAAGAUAAAUGGACUGAAGAUCACGUUUGCUUCGUCAUUGGUUGUUCCUUCAGUUUUGAGACCGCCCUUACCGCCGCAGGCCUGAUGCCUACGCACACGGCACACGGGAGGAAUGCUCCUAUGUACCGAACAAGUUUACCGCUCUGCCCAGCCGGCGUUUUCAUGGACGCCACAUAUAUUGUAUCAAUGAGGCCGUAUCGAAAGAGAGACAUCGAGAAAGUACGAGACAUUACCCGUCCAUAUGUUGCGACUCAUGGCGAACCCAUUGACUGGGGUUGGGAAGCUGUGGCCCGCCUCGGAAUCAAGAACAUCAGCUUGCCCGACUAUGGCGAGGCCCCAGUCAAUCCAAGUGGUACCGAGUUGUGCCCCGGAGAAGGCAGUGGUGACAAAGAACUCGUCCCUGUGUUCUGGGGAUGUGGUGUCACACCACAAGAAGCCGUCCAGAGAGCUGGCCUCGAAGGCACAGUUUUUGGACAUGCUCCCGGCUACAUGCUUGUUUUGGAUGUGAGAGAUCGGGACAUACUUCAACAUUAAUGGAAUUUCGUAUCUCUGGCUCCGCAUUGAGACCAUUGCACAGGACCUCUGCAUCAUGCCCAGACGAAGUUAUGUGUCUUCGGUGUCCCAGCGUCAGAGUCCAGCGUUGUGAUAUGCUUCAUGACGUAGGGCAUUCUCAAUCCAGCCAGUGUUCAUGUCCACGUCGAUAUCCAAAUUGCCAGAC
Molecule: messenger RNA, 1400 nt
Organism: Exophiala viscosa
Lineage: Eukaryota; Fungi; Ascomycota; Eurotiomycetes; Chaetothyriales; Herpotrichiellaceae
Exons: 1
Coding region: 278-1216 (312 amino acids)
Biological process (GO): glutamate metabolic process
Molecular function (GO): D-glutamate cyclase activity
Source: RefSeq, a predicted model, not a curated record